Molecule: messenger RNA, 1960 nt
Organism: Hemiscyllium ocellatum (epaulette shark)
Lineage: Eukaryota; Metazoa; Chordata; Chondrichthyes; Orectolobiformes; Hemiscylliidae
Exons: 14
Coding region: 26-1960 (644 amino acids)
Source: RefSeq, a predicted model, not a curated record
GAGUACUCGAGUUUGGCUACAAGAUAUGCUGAUGAAGGUAGCCAAACAGUGUGGCUGCCAAAGAAAUCCAGCUGGUGACUAUUCUGGCCUGUCGUCCGAGAUGAUCAACUUCAUUGAUGACACAAAUAAUCUGGUUUUCAAGGAAAUGGAUCAGCUACUAGCAAGACAUGAGGCAAAGCAAAACGAACCUGACUCUGAUUUGGCACAAAGCUGUCUUACAUGGAGGUCCUCAUCAGCAGAAUUGAUCAGGAGACGCCCUAAAUCAGUAGAGAGUAAAGACUUGCACCUGACGAUGCGGCGAGGAUCAGCAUUUCAGUUAACAACAAAUGAUGGGGACAAUCUGGAUUCCAAGCUGAUUCUUCCACCACUGAGCAGUAUGCAGAGUGAAAUACUUGGAGGUUCAAUCUGUGCCAUCCUUCAAGCAGAUUGUGAACAAAUGCCUAUUAUUUGUGAACGGCUGAGGGGAAAGUUGCUUCCGACAACAUUGAGAAGGUCCAUCUGGCUGGAUAAGCUGCUGAAAGUGAAGAAACAAAAUCACAUUAAUACUUCAGGAUAUGUUGAGAAAACUAUUAGAGAGCGGUUUGGACGGGUAGUUGCACGCAGGGUAUCCGAAUUGAAACUGAGAAGUGCAACACGAUCUCCUAUUUCAGGACUGGUGGAAAAUGCUGUGGUUGAGAAAUUUGAGAAGACACCCUGCAUGCAGCCGUUUGCCACAAAUGAGCAGAUGAUUCUGGAGGCCAGUAAAGCACUCAAUAUACUGUAUGUUUAUGAUGGAACAUAUGAACCCUACCUAAUCUACUGGCUCUUUCCUCUCCAGAUUGCUUUCAAACAGGCAUCAGCAAAGGCUGAACAUCCAUAUGAACUGGCCAUGUACCUGCAUCUGCUCAUUUGCAAUCUGUUCCCAAGUUGGCCUGAAAUUUUUGGAAUGGCAGAACAAGUCAUGAAUCGUCUCAAAAAAGAAGACCCAGAAAUCUUCACACACCUUCUUUCUUGUUUCAUGAAAAACACCCUAAUUGAGCCCAAGGAAUUUGUAUUGGAGCAGAUUGCUCGGGAGAAGGCACAAGCUGAGGGAUUGCAUAAUAUUAAGCUUGGCUCUGAAGAAUUACCUCACACUGGCAAAGAAUUGUUGAGAAAUCCAAUACUUGGCCUCAGGAAAUGGAUGGGAGAGGGUUUUGUCAGCAUCUUGCAUCUGCCAGCAGUGUUGUUGAUCUGGGACCAGCUGUUCAUGCAAGACUGGAAGCUUCAGGUGAUGGAGGAUUUCUGCCUGGCCAUCCUCAUGCUACUGAAGGAGUGUUUAAUGGUGGCCAGUGAUCAUCAAAGUUUGAAAAAGGUAUUCUUUGUUCAUGCCAGCCACCUAUACACGUUAGAUAUUCAAAGAUCUUGGAUUCAUUUGCAACAAGGUGGCCUACCAACUGAUAUCCCUGGAUUGAACCAACAAAAAUUGAGUCUACCUGAUAUAUUUUUGCCGAAGGCUGGGUCGUGUUUAGUGAUGCAAAAGGAGAAAAGGUACUGCUGUAUUCAAAAUGAUUCUAAUAUCCUAAAGAAGAAAGGUAUCAUCAAUGACACAAAUCUUAAAAGCACUGUUGGUGAGAUCCUUCCUUUUGGACUAAAGAAUAUUUCAGUGAAACUAAUUUUGUUGAAAUCCAUGUCAGAGGUGUGGUGGAAGGACUUUAAUCCCCUUGAUGUGAAGUUAAAUGUUUCUGUAUUCUAUGGCAACUUGAUGUUGCACUCAAAGACCUCUCUUUGUAAACCAACUCUCCUGAAUAUGAAUGAAGAACGAACACCCAAGGAGACAACAAUGAGUGAAAUUGUUCUCAACUUUGAAGAAAAAUUUGAGUUUGAGCUACUGGAUACAUCAAAAUUCAAAAUCACGGAUCCAACUGAGGACCAGCCAUUUCUGAUUAUCAGACUGCUGUAUUCUCCUAAUGUGAAAGGUACUUGCAUGAAGCGAUACGAUUAA